This is a messenger RNA of Drosophila busckii, 869 nucleotides long. The coding region runs from base 23 to 763 and encodes 246 amino acids. Gene Ontology annotation, cellular component: extracellular region. NCBI's taxonomy places the organism in Eukaryota, Metazoa, Arthropoda, Insecta, Diptera, Drosophilidae. Gene Ontology annotation, molecular function: chitin binding. The record is from RefSeq and is a predicted model, not a curated record. The transcript is spliced from 2 exons.
UGCAGUUGCAUUCGUUGGCAAGAUGCUGCGUCUAGUGUUAGCAUUGUUUGCAAUUGCAGAGUUCCUUAGUCCUGCAAGCGCGCAGAUUAGUCAAUGCAACGCGUGUAAUAUUAACAACAACAUAGCCUGUGUAUCCAACACUGAAUUUCGCUUCUGCGGCGCCAAUAAUUUGCCAGGCACUGGCCCAACCUUCACUUGUCCCACGGGCUCACUCUGUACCGGCAACACAGCUGUAUGCGAAGCUGGAGCGAGUGUUGUAGGUGCUUGCGCGGCUUGCCAGCAGUGCAAUUCUCAAAAGUUCGUCGCAUGCUUAGGCGUGCGCACAUACGCGUUGUGCUUGGGUGCCAGCACCCCGGACCUGACCAUAACAGGCAGCUGUGCUCCCAACUAUGUCUGCAACAGGGAUAAUCCCAAUAUAUGCGGCUUGGCGUCACAAGGCUCACAAGCUACUUGCGGACUGGCCGAUGAUGAACUGUAUUCAAGCACAACAGAGAGCACGCCAGAGAAUUUCAAUGCCACACUCUAUUGUCAAAGGAUGCAGCGCGCAGGACGCUUUCCCCGUGGCACCAAUAUCAAUACAACAUGCAGACAGUUUGUGCUCUGCUUUUAUAGAAGCAACGAAUUGCGGGGCAGCGUCUACGACUGUCCAGGCCAGACGUACUUCAAUGCCACAAGCGCUCUUUGCGUCACGGGCAUACCUGCCACAUGCACCGUUGGUAUACAGUACCUUGCCAUACAAGGACUAAUCUUGCCUGAAAAUUAAAAACAAAAUAUUCAGCUCAAUUCAAAUUCAAAUUUUGUCAAGCAAUGCAUUUGAGAAAGAAAAGAAUUCAAAUAAAUUCCAAACAUUUUUUCAGAAACCAUUAAAA